This is a messenger RNA of Aspergillus fischeri NRRL 181, 732 nucleotides long. RefSeq names its product alpha/beta fold hydrolase. The record is from RefSeq and is a predicted model, not a curated record. Lineage: Eukaryota; Fungi; Ascomycota; Eurotiomycetes; Eurotiales; Aspergillaceae. The transcript has 3 exons. The coding region runs from base 1 to 732 and encodes 243 amino acids.
AUGCUACUUCUCGGCGUCCUCUCGUUGCUCGCCUUAGCGACCCUUUUCUCAAAAGCAACGGCAGCAAAUUCGACUUUAUCUGAUAAUGGGAGACUUGCGCCGCUGAAAAGAGCAAUAACUGCUGUCCCUAGCUCACUCAUCGUGCAGUAUUACGAAGCCGGGCCCUCUAGCGGCGAGACUGUGCUUCUAGUUCACGGAUUCCCUUAUUCAAUCGAUGCUUUCGUUUCAGUCAUACCACUGCUUGUCAACCAAGGCUAUCGAGUCAUUGUGCCUUACCUCCGCGGCUUUGGUGGAACCAAGUUUCUCUAUCCCCAUACCCCACGCAGUGCCGAACAGACUGCUUUGGGGUACGACAGUAUGGUGAUUUCUAAGUUUUCCAUGAUGAAUCCCAAGGCUGCGAACGCUGCUCUCCUCGCUCUGUGUGUUAUGUCGGUUUCCGCGACCCUCUUUGUUAAUUUUACCAAUUAUGCAGCCGAAGACUGUGUUAUUCGCUACGGUUCGUCUACGCUUGUCCCGACUUAUUGUGUCAAUAUCGAGGACUUUCCCAUCAAGAGUUACGGGGCGUCGGUGAGCUCUGGAGAGUGUGACGAUUCUUCCACGUCUCCGGUCCUGAACGUGUUCACGGAGGCUGGGUGCAAUGCUGGACUUUUCAACACUGUUGCCUUGAGUACGGAGCCGAUAUGCAUCAAUAAUGAGACGACUGUGCUGAGCGUCAGUGUGGCUUGCAUCUAA